Diversispora eburnea is the source of this 1074-nucleotide messenger RNA. The record is from the annotation of a GenBank genome assembly. Lineage: Eukaryota; Fungi; Glomeromycota; Glomeromycetes; Diversisporales; Diversisporaceae.
AUGCUUUGUGAAACAGGAAAUCAACAUUUACUCGUUCCCGAAUUUUCAAAUUCGAAAAUUUCUAAAAGUCCAAGUCUAAGAAGUUUAAGUCCUUUAGGUCAUUAUAUUCCUCAACGAGAAAAUCCUACAAGAAAAGUAGUAGAUGAUCUACUCGAAAUUUUUCUUGAUGAAAAAUCUAAAUGUACACUAUAUAACGAUAUUACAGAAAUUUUAAGAGAUGCGAUAUAUGAUAAAAAUGAUAAUGAAUAUCAUAUAUAUCAAUGGUUAUGGGAUAAUCAAAAUACGCUUAAAUAUAAAACCCUUUUAGGAUUUUUUUUAUUAAAUGGAAUUGGAUGUGAUAUCAAUAAUAAUAAAGCAUUCAGCCUUUUUAUGAAUGCUGCAAAAAAGGAUUAUUUAGUAGGAAAAGAGAUGAUAAGUGAUUGUUAUUUAAAUGGGUGGGGAACAACAAAAAAUGAAGAAUUGGCAUUUCAAUGGUACAAAAAAUGUGCUGAUAAUGGUAGUACAUAUGGAUAUCUUGCGCUUGGAUUUUGUUAUGAAGAUGGUAAAGGAAUUAAAAAAAAUGAAAAGGAAGCAUUUGAAUGUUUUCUUACAGCAGCAAAAUCAGAAAGUAUUUGGGCAAUAAUUCAAUUGGUGAAAAGAUAUAUUCAAGGAAAAGGAACGAACAAGAAUAUUGAGAAAGCAAAUUAUUGGUAUAAGAAAGCAUAUGAUAUUGGAAAUGAUCAAAUUAAAAAUAUUUUAAAUUAUUUGUAUAAUUGGUAUAAAGAACUUAAAGCAGGAAAUACUGCUAAAGAAAGAUGUUACGAAGAAUUGGCGAAACAACUUUAUACUAGAGAACAAAUUAUCAAACAAUUUGAUAUUAAUGUGAGGAAUAUAUCCAAAAUACAACAUAAAAAUUCUGGUCCAUAUAUGAAAUGUUCACUUAAUGAGGGAGAUUUAUGUUAUGAAAUUGAACAUACCAAUGAUUUUUUAUCUGAAGGAUGUGAAUAUCAUAAUAAAAGUGUUAUAUUAUCGUGGAUGGAAGUUGGAUUAUAUGGAUUAUAUGUAUUAAUAGUAGAGGAAAUUAUCGGGCAAUAA